UCAGCGAGCUGCUGAAGCCAACGCACCCCCGGCCAGACGCGGCCUCGCAGCCCCCGGAGCUGGCGCACGUCUCAUCACCCCCCGAAGGCGGGUGCCCGCCGCGGCCCUGGAGCUAGUGCUGUGCGUCCCUAGGCGCACGCGAGCAGGGGCCGUGGAGGGGCAGCGCGCCCCCCAACGCGGGCACAGCCGCUCUUAGAAAUUUGGCGUCUUUCUUUUACCGUCUCCCCUUCUUUCCCUCCCUCCCCCCUCCAGGUAUAAAGGUAGAUAGGAAAAACCAAAACACAAAUAAAUACAAAGUUCUCCAGCCACCUCCCCAGCAGGGGCAGCAAGGGGAUGUAGCCCAUCUUCACUUUACUGGCUUCCUGGAAAGGUAUUUCCCAGUCUCAGAAUUUGGGGAGCGGGCGGUUAGAGGAGGCAAUAAUGGGAGUGGCGAGGAUAAAAAAUGUGUUUGGAAGCUGCGUUUGCUAACAUGCGCUUGGCUUUUGUUUCCAUUGUGUGUUUAUUUGCGGUGAGGGUGCUCUUGGGGUGCAAGGUCUUGGGGUGGGAGCUGGUUUGGCGGAGCAAGCUGACGUUUUUCUUAGAUUGUAUGGCACAAAUCUGUGAAAUAACGUGUUCUAAAGAUGCUGAAUUUUUAAAUUUAUUAUUACUAUGUUUAUUUGGGGGACUGUUGUAGAUGAUGGGGGCCCCCAAGUUCCCCUUUUCCAGAGUCCUGAAGAAUCUCCCCGCCGCCUCCCCCUCCGCUCGCCGAGAUUUCAACGAGCCGCGGGAAUGAUCCACAAGCGGGGAGCAGCCAAGUGGAGGGGGCCGAAGUCGGGGAGGGGGUCCCACCAUGCCCAAAGUCUUCCUGGUGAAGAGGAGGAGCCUGGGGGUCUCGGUCCGCAGCUGGGAUGAGCUCCCGGAUGAGGAAAGGGCAGACACCUACAUCCCAGUGGGCCUGGGCAGUCUGCUCCACGACCCCCCGGAGGACUGCCGCAGCGACGGCGGUAGCAGCAGCGGCGGCGGCAGCAGCAGCAGCAGCAGCGCGGGGGAGCCCGGAGGCGCCGAGAGCAGCUUGUCCCCGCGCGCCCCCGAGCGCGAAACCCCCGAACCCCGCGACGCCGACGGCCCAGGUGGACACCUGGCGGCGAAGCAGCGCCCGGUCGCCAGGUCGAAAAUCAAGUUCACCACAGGCACGUGCAGCGACUCGGCGGUUCACAGCUGUGACCUGUGCGGCAAGGGCUUCCGCCUGCAGCGCAUGCUCAACCGGCACCUCAAGUGCCACAACCAGGUGAAGAGGCACCUGUGCACCUUCUGCGGCAAGGGCUUCAACGACACCUUCGACCUGAAGAGGCACGUCCGCACGCAUACAGGCAUUCGCCCCUACAAGUGUGAUGUCUGCAACAAGGCCUUCACCCAGCGCUGCUCCUUGGAGUCCCACCUGAAGAAAAUCCACGGGGUGCAGCAGCAGUACGCCUACAAGCAACGCCGGGACAAGCUGUACGUCUGCGAGGACUGCGGCUACACUGGCCCCACCCAGGAGGACCUGUACCUGCAUGUGAACAGUGCCCACCCGGGCAGCGCGUUUCUCAAAAAGACCUCCAAAAAAUUGGCGGCCCUUUUGCAAAACAAGCUGACGUCCACACUCCAGGGGAAUGCCAACCUGAGCGAGGAGGAGGAGAAGUGAGGAGGGGGUGGGGAGAGACGCCAGCGCUGCCACGUUUACACAGAUUUGGGGUUUCGAGGCUAUCCCGCCCCACUGGCUCUUUCUAAUUACAAGUGUUCUGUUCAUCUCUCUGUCCUUUUGGGGCCUCAGCAAGAGGAUCUGUUCCAACGUUGUCAGUUAUAAUAGUGGCGUCAGGCCCCCGUACCCCAUGUCCUAUUGAACAGUCACAGUUAACGAGUUUGUGGAUGGCCGUGAUGACCAUGGGGGAUUUUUUUUAGGGUUUUCACACAUGGAGGCAGAGGUGUUCUUAGAGAGACUACCAUUUUAUGGUGCCUUGAAAUAAAAGUACUUCCACUUGAAAUGCUGCUCAA
This is a messenger RNA of Equus caballus (horse), 2013 nucleotides long. The record is from RefSeq and is a predicted model, not a curated record. Lineage: Eukaryota; Metazoa; Chordata; Mammalia; Perissodactyla; Equidae.